Messenger RNA from Cyprinodon variegatus (sheepshead minnow), 1030 nucleotides. It is a transcript of the gene smim12, whose product is annotated as small integral membrane protein 12. The coding region runs from base 60 to 335 and encodes 91 amino acids. Lineage: Eukaryota; Metazoa; Chordata; Actinopteri; Cyprinodontiformes; Cyprinodontidae. The transcript is spliced from 2 exons. The record is from RefSeq and is a predicted model, not a curated record.
UAUUCAGAGCAAAUGUGUCAACGGCAGAGAUUACCUCUAAUCCAAAGCAGUGUGCAGUGAUGUGGCCUGUAGUUUGGACUGCGAUGCGCACCUAUGCGCCUUACGUCACCUUUCCUGUAGCUUUUGUGGUCGGCGCUGUGGGCUACCACCUGGAGUGGUUCAUUAGAGGGACCCCUAAACCUCGGGAGGAAGAAAAGAGCAUCUUGGAACUAAGGGAGGAAAGAAAGCUGCAGGAACAGUUGGGAAAAGACAGCACUCAGGUGCUUAGCCUGAAAGAGAAACUGGAGUUCACACCUAAAGCAGCUCUCAACAGGAACAGAGCUGAGAAGAGCUAACUCGUGUCAUUGUGACAGACUUGUGUUUUGCAGUUUUUCACCAGGAGGAAAGUGCUCUAAGGGUAGAACCCAUUGUUCUACUCACCUGAAUGUCACUUUCUCAUUUAUCAUUUCCAAAAAUGAAACCAAACAUACCCUUUCAACUGCUUUAGAUCAGGUAAACAUCUCUUGUAUAAGUGAAUACGCAUGAUUUGAAAAUGCAGAUAGAUCAAGAUUUUAGCAAAGCCACUGUAAUAACCACCUAUUUAUUAGACCUUAGGGUCUUUCAGUAUUGAUCUAAUUCAGUGUGUCUUUUUUGUCUGCAUGUACAAAUACAUUUAUUGACUUAUUCACAUCAUAUUACAUCAAUAUGACCCAGGUUUUGUUGUGACUUUGUUUUUAAGUCACUCAAGUUGCUUUUAAUUGCAAUAUUUUUCUGGAUAACUUUUUCUAAAUGUGAAUAAUUAAGGAGUAAUUAUGUUGCAGGAAGUUAAAAGGUUCUCUGUUGAUCAUUUGGUCCCACAAGGCCUUUAAAGGUAUGUGUCAAAAUAAGCCAGCAAUACAGCCGUUUUCUCAAGAUGUCUAAUCUUUUUAGGAGUAGAGUCUUCGUAACCUGAACAUAAUGCUUUCAUUUUAGAAAGUGUGGAUGGUUAGUCUACUCCAAAUGUGUUAAUUGUGUGUCAAAUAAAUGAUGUUAAAUAAAGGAUGUGCUUAUG